UUGACGCGUGUGGACACAGUACAAGGACUCUCCAGAGCCGCGAUCAUCCAUCCACUCGUGCAGACCCUCUCCUUUCAUUUGAAAGCUUCAUUGCCACUCUGGAUUUGAACAGGAGGUCCAAGGCGGCGAGCAACUGUGGAAUAACUCACACUUUUAUUUCAACAAUUAUUCCAGAGGAGCUUGCGGUUCCUGAUAAUGUAAGGAUACACCCCUAAUAUUGUUAUGACUGAAAACAUUUUUUAAAGGAACUAUAAAAAAAAAAAAAAACUAUAAUAAUUAAAAAAAAAAAAAAAACAAGAGAAAGUGGACUUAUCAAAAAACAACACAACAUAUCCAAUAUACGGUUCGUGUACUCAUUCAGUCUGAAACCCAUGUUUUUUGGAGGGAUUUUGUGAAUCUCGCACCGAAGUUUGGGCAUUGGCACGGACCUGCGGACCACAUCCAAGGUUCCUGAGGUCCAUCAUUGCAGCCACUGUGCGGCAAGUGUGUCGGAGUUACCUGCCACCCCCACAUCCCUUUUCUUAUCUGACCAACGGUAGCUUGAAUAUUUAAAAGCCAUGACUGGAAUUGUUUUCUGGCCACUUGGAAAUGAAAGGUGGCCACUGACUCAGCCAAUUUUGUAUUUGGUUGCUCUGAUGCUAGCAAGUUGGCCAUGCCUAGCAUCCCCAUUUGCCCCAGAAACUGACUCCUGCUACACCUUAGUCCAAAACCGGUUCUUCGGCUCCUUCCUGUCAUCAUCAAUGUUCCCCAAAGUACCUUGUUCCUGGACUUUGCAGAACCCUGAUCCAAGGCGAUAUACAAUUUUCAUGAAAAUAACGAAACUGGAUGAAAUCUGCAUGCCAUCACAGGUGCUUACCUUCCAAUAUGAAUCAUUUCUAGAGACCACGCACACUUACAUUGGCAUGGAAAGCUUCGAUGAGAUAGUCAAGCUGUGCGAUGCCACUGCUCCAGUGACCUUUCUAGAGGCUGGAAAGCGAUUUGUCCAGAUGCAAAAACGAUUUGUACCAGCAGAUAGCAGUUCUACAGGAAAAGGUGGGGAAUUCAAGUCUGAGUUCCUGGUCGUCAGCAAACGAAACCCCAGCAUGGCAGCCUGCCAAAUGCUGUGCCAGUGGCUGGGAGACUGCUUGACCUCAAGCACAUCCAAAAGACCGUGUGGUAUCAUGCAGACACCAUGUAUGUGCUGGCAGUCUACGGCGAUCAGUGACAGCUGCUACUUCAAUGGACUGUACAUGGGAAAUUGUUUACCUGAAGAGAAAGAGAGCCCAAAAAAUACCCAGGCAAAUGGUGGCUGGAGCAUGUGGGGACAGUGGGCACAGUGCACCAGCGAGUGUGGAGGCGGGAUUCAAACACGGACCCGCCUGUGCAAGUCAGUCACAGAAGAGUCAAACCCCUGUGAGGGAGUGCUAGAAGAAGGUAGACCUUGCAACUCCCAAGACUGCCAGGGCAAGUGGGAACAUCUCUCUCGCAGCCAAUCGCUUCGCUCAGUGGACAGCCGGAAGCGUGAUGAAGUGGACAAGCCUCUCCGCGGUGGGCAGCAGGUCCCUCUGACAGUAGAUUCAGCGUCAGGUGAGGAGUGGUCAGCGUGGAGUGUGUGUUCUGCCACGUGUGGGGAGGGCUGGCAGAGUCGCACUCGUUUCUGUGUGUCCUCCUCCUACAGCACCCAGUGUAGUGGGCCACUGAGAGAGCAGAGACCGUGCAACAACUCUGCUGUUUGUCCAGUACAUGGUGCCUGGGAUGAGUGGUCACCAUGGAGUUUAUGUUCUUCAACCUGCGGUCGAGGUUACAGAUCUCGUACCCGGACCUGCAACCCUCCUCAGUCUGGUGGUGAUCCUUGUGAUGGACCAGAAAAACAGACCAAAUUUUGCAACAUAGCUGUUUGCCCAGUCGAUGGAGUGUGGAACGAGUGGUCCAGUUGGAGCUCCUGCUCAGCCUCAUGUGCCAACGGGACCAUGCAGCGGACCAGAGAGUGUAAUGGUCCAUCAUAUGGAGGGUCUGAGUGCAAGGGAGAGUGGUUGGAAACAGUGGAUUGCUUCCUGGGAGUAUGUCCAGUGGAUGGAAUGUGGCAGUCCUGGUCUUUGUGGUCAGGAUGUUCACAGACGUGUGGUGGAGGAACGCAGGAGAGAACCCGAUCAUGUUAUGGACCCUUUUUUGGUGGUGGCCAUUGUCCUGGGAAUCGAGAAGAGGUGCGCAGCUGUAGUGAAAAGAAAUGCCCUGAACCACAUGAAAUAUGUCCAGAGGACAAUUUCUCAAAUGUUGUUUGGAAAACCACCCCUGCAGGGGACACGGCUGUGGUGCGAUGCCCUCCUAAUGCAAUUGGUCUCAUCCUCCGUCACUGUGGCCUUAAUGAUGAGGGUAAUGCUUACUGGCAGAGUCCCACGUACAUGAAGUGCGUUUCCAAUGAUUAUCGUUUUAUACAGACAAUGACUCGAGAACAUUUGACUAAAGCACAACGAGGCCUGGUGGUCGAUGGGAUUUCUGAGGUGAUGGCAAAGUUGAAGGACACAUCCAGUGAUGGGACCAGCUACAGUGGAGACCUCGUCGCCUCCUUGGACGUGUUGAAGAACAUGACAGAGAUUUUCAGAAGGAUCUACUACAGUCCUAGUGGGGUUGACAUCAGGAACUUUGUCCAGUCGGUCAGCAAUCUGUUAAUGGAGGAGAAUCGAGAGAGAUGGGAGGAGGCACAACUGCUUGGACCAAAUGUCAAAGAAUUGUUUCGGCUGGUGGAAGAGUUUGUUGAUGUCAUUGGCCUGCGGCUGAAAGACUUCCAGGACAUGUAUGAGGUCACAGAAAACCUGAUUCUAAGCAUCCACAAGCGCCCAGUUGUGGGACGCACAGACAUCAGCUUCCCAAUGAAGGGUUGGAGAGGUAUGGCAGACUGGGCCCGGACCUCAAAGGACAGGGUCCACAUACCCAAAAACAUUAUGAUCACAGUUAAGCCAGACUCUGGAGAUUCCUCAACGUUUGUGACUGGAAUUACUCUCUACAGAAACUUGGGCAAUAUCCUCACUCUACACAGAAACGGCACAGUGCUCAACUCAAAAAUUCUCUCAGUGACCAUCAAGCCAUCCCCUGCUGCUCUCACUGCUCCAGUUGUUGUUGAGUUCUCCCACUUGUACAACGGAACCAUCAACCAGACAUGUAUAUCCUUGGAUGAAAGUGACAGCUCCACUCUGUUCGGGUCCUGGUCCGACAGUGGCUGCAGAGCUGUGCUCGUGGAUCCGUUCAGAACCAAAUGCGUGUGUGAUAGACUGUCCACCUUCGCCAUUUUAGCACGUAUCAACCCCGACAUGAGCAUGGAUAAGACCCAGCUUCCAUCAGUGACACUGAUAGUUGGCUGUGGUGUUUCUUCCCUGACCUUGUUGCUUCUCAUCAUCAUUUAUGUGUCUGUUUGGAGGUACAUCCGCUCUGAACGCUCGGUCAUCCUCAUUAACUUCUGUCUGUCCAUCGUCUCGUCAAAUGCUUUAAUCCUCAUCGGACAGACUCAGACAAGAAACAAAAUUGUUUGCACCACGAUUGCAGCAUUUCUUCAUUUCUUUUUCCUCUCCUCAUUCUGCUGGGUACUAACUGAGGCCUGGCAGUCAUACAUGGCUGUCACAGGCCACCUGAGGAACCGAAUAAUCCGCAAGCGUUUCCUGUGCCUAGGCUGGGGUCUCCCUGCCCUGGUGGUGGCUAUCUCGGUUGGUUUCACCAAAGCCAAGGGAUACGGGACACCCAGCUACUGCUGGCUCUCGCUGGAAGGGGGGCUUCUUUAUGCCUUCGUAGGACCUGCUGCUGCUGUAGUCUUGGUUAACAUGGUUAUUGGGAUUCUCGUAUUUAACAAACUGGUGUCCAAAGAUGGCAUUACUGACAUGAAACUAAAGGAGAGGGCGGGUCAGAUGACAGUGCCACUGUACAAUAUGACGCUCAAAUGUGCCAAGUGCGGAAUAAUCUCUUCGGCUGACGUUUCUACCACCGCUACCAGUAAUGCCAUGGCAUCACUGUGGAGUUCCUGUGUGGUCUUGCCACUCCUUGCACUAACGUGGAUGUCGGCAGUGCUCGCAAUAACCGAUCGGCGGUCAGCUCUCUUCCAGAUCGUCUUUGCAGUCUUUGACUCGUUAGAAGGAUUCGUCAUUGUCAUGGUGCACUGCAUCCUCCGACGUGAGGUUCAGGAGGCAGUGAAGUGUCGAGUCGUGGACCGACAGGAGGAUACCAAUGGGGAUUCUGGAGGAUCGUUUCAAAAUGGCCACGCUCAAAUUGUGACUGACUUUGAAAAGGACGUGGACAUUGCAUGUAGAUCAGGGAAGCAGUCAUCACUCCAAGAAGAUGAGAAGGCAUCUUCAGCGAUUCAUCCUCUGCAGAAGGCGUCGAAUUUCAACACCAUGCCUGCCAGCUUGGCCAAAGUCCACCUACAGAACAUGGAUGACCAAACUGUUCAAACUCUGACCUUGCGCAGGGAGAAAGGAGCCAGCAAGGGAAUCAGCACUGAGUUGCCAGGAGCCAAAUCAAUCUACAUAUGUGACGGUGAGCUCUUCAAGCAGCUGGACAGAGAGAUGCCAAGAGGGGGCGGUGAGAGCAGCAGCUCAGAGGGAACUGGCAAUGGAUUAGGAUGCGUCAUGGUUCCUCCCAACAGCACAAACACGAAGGCUGCUAAAGGGAUUGAGGAGCAAACAUCAAAGUACAUUGGUAUGGAACAACUGCCGCAGACAAGGCUUAUCCACUUAGCCAAUCCUGCCACUGACGAUCCAUUGCCCAACUUCGGUCUGAAGACCCUGCCAGCCGACCAGGUCAGUGUGUCCUGCUCCGAAAGAGAGUCACCUACGCACAACCUCCGAAGUGUGCCCAGAGACUUGCAAGCAACCAACACGUGUGAGGCAGGGAUAUCCAUGAGUGAGAUGAUUUCCACUCUGUCAAUGAGCUCGCUUGAGAGAAGAAAAUCGCGAUAUGCGGAGCUUGACUUUGAGAAGAUAAUGCACACCCGGAAACGCCACCAGGACAUGUUUCAGGACCUGAGCAAGAAGAUUCACAGUGCUGACAAGGAUAGAGAGUCUUCAACUGUUGAUGGCACAUCUACAAAAAGAUGGAGUGUGUCCUCUACCUGCAGCGACAAGACCAACCUGAGUGACAAACAGCUCACUCCAAAUAAGAGAGCCUGGGAGGGCAUCCGGAAGCCACACUCCCCACCAUCCUGGGUGAAGAAGGACCUGGAGACAGUUGUGCCAUCACCUCUGGAGAUGCAAACUGUGGAGUGGGAGAAGAGUAGCGCCACAAUUCCUCUGGUUGGCCAGGAGAUCAUGGACCUUCAGACAGAGGUGUAGGCAGGUCGGGUGACUUCUGUCCUACAAACACCACCAUCACUUCUACCCAUCCAUCUCAAGCAUACGAACAUCACACAACAUUAAUACAGACCAUGUUGAUUUGGAAGAAACCACAUCUGGGAGUGUGAGAGUCUCCACCACAACUCCUCUUGGACUGUGUCAACAAUUUGCCCUGGCCCUGCCUUGGCCUCUAUUGCUGGGACAACUACAAAUGACUACCUGUAUGGCAUAUGUUGGUGCUGUUUCUGCAUCACAUGUGGGGAAUAAGAUUACGGCAAAAGCGACAUGUUAAGGGGUGGCAAAUGUUUCUGUGCCUCAUCCCAAAGCCGUUCGGUUAUCCUUGCCUCUCAUUCUUUAGCUGACUCGCUACACAGUGUCAUACCUGUGAGGAAAGCGAAGAAGAGCCUACAGCAAUUGUAUGUGAGAACAUUAUUCAUGGACAUGUCAGAGAUACUGGAAAAUACCAAACCUGUACCCUCUCCAGCCACUCGUCCACCAUCACUCAUCUGUAAGGGUCUACCGAACAUGGUCCCUGUACAAAACAAGUGUGGACCUUCGUGUAGGUCUACUGUAGAUCUUACAUGAACUUUGAACAGUUUGCCAAUGCCAAUAGUUAGCGUGUUCUUGUGUGUGUAAUGAAUAAUAGUCAUGAUAAACUGAUGGGCUGGAGAGGUUCUGAUCCAGUAAGAUGACUUCACAGAAGCACAAGGCUCGCCCGGAGUCCUGCUGUACAGCAUUGUAAUUAUUCUAUAGUUCUACAAAGUGACUUUUAGCCUCUACAUACAGUAUAUUUCCUACUGUGCUUAAAGGGUAUGGUUAUUCUAAAUAUUAUUAUUCUGAUACUGACCUUCGACAAUGUUAUCAGUGUAUGUUUUUUGAUAUUCACUCUGUCAUUCGUCCUGAUCUGUACUUGUUUGAAAUCUCUUGCUGUGAACUCCUGAAUUACGCUCAUGUGACUCAUAUGACCUGGCCAAUUCGCUAGCCCUGUUGUCCUUUUGUCUAUAUACAGUUUUCUGAGCACAAUAUAUAUGUGUGUCAUUUCAAAUAAAAUUGUAAUUGGUAAAAUGGUUUCAAAAUCUUCCCAAAACACGAGCCAUGCUCAUAAUUGUUAAUUGUGAAUGUGUGUCCUGUGUCUGACUGUCCUUUCCAGGGUCAACAGUGAGCUACGAUUGGCUCCAGUGACUCAGGCUUGCAAGGAUUAAGCCACGAGGGAAGACAUGGCAUUUGCUUUUGCCAUACUAACCACUAUUGCGAACCCUCCCGCCCAGUUUUGUUUUUUUCCUUAAUGUUUAUACACCGGUAGAACCGAUAGCUUUUAUUCUAUCCAAAACCAGACGACAUGUCAGCUAACUCCUACAGUGAUACUGCAGAUGAAAUGAGUAAAAUCCUGCUUCAUUCCAGGUCUUUCUAGCACGACUGCUUCUCACCAACACAGUCCAGGGUCAGAAAAGUGAAUGAAACAACAGGGAUUCAAUUUCUAAGAUUUUACAUGCAAUUGAAUGAUAACAAAAUAUUCUUCUGCAAGAAGCAACGAUCAUUCAGCUUGAUGUGUUAAUAUAAUGUUGCACAAAUAGUUUCAAUUUCAAGAAAUAGUUUUUGUUAACAGCAGUGAAAGAAAAGAAAAACACAGAAAUACUGAUUCUUGAAACAUGUGCCGGGACUUAUCCUCAGUUGUUUUAUGUCUGAACUGUCGUUGACUGAAACACCAGAGAAAAUAAAUUAAAAAGAAAAGUCAUUGUGUGGCAGUUGUUUGUUUUUUGUUUUUGUUUUACCUCCUCCCUGCGCCCAAUAAAGGCCAAUAAAGUUCCUCUGAGAGUUUAUGUGUGACCAAGGUUCCACGGAAUACCAUUCCACACCAUCAAUCAUCAUGACACGAGAAGUGCAAAGAAGUAAAAAAAGGGUUUUUAGAACCUUCUUUCUUUUAGAACUAUCAAAUUGUAUUUUUCAAUGAUGCUGUGGUUCUAGAUCACACAAUUAAUAUGCUAUUAUAUGUUUUGUCUGUUUGAAUUCCUUGUGUGUCGCCCGUUAAUAUUUAAAGCUCUCUUCAGUCUCUGAAGAUUUUGAGAUAUCUAUAACUACAACAAUAACAAUAUAAACACCAACUUCAAUUGUCUCAAUUUAUGAUUCAUUGGCUUUUAGAAACUUAUUUCUGAAAAGGCCUCAGUUCAUAUUUGUGCUAUUCCGCAACACUGGCAUUAUUGUUUCUGGAGAUGUACAAAUGACUAAGCAGUUUUCCUAGUUUGUCAUGCAAAGGCCAUCUCACACUAAAAUUGACAUUCUUCCAAAUACAUUGGGUAAAUCACAGUUGACAGUUUUCUGCUUUCACCAAUUUUGAAAACAAUGAGCACCAAAGUAAUAGUGUGGGAAUAAAACCUCAAUCACUGAAUUCCUCCCUAACCUUUUCACAUGUGGCUAAACAUUUAUCAAUUUCUUGAAGAUUACCGCACUAUGCAUCAUCUUAUGAGGAUGUGUGUAAGACAUCUGGUUUGCAUGGACUGUGAUGAAGCAGCGCAGGAGCUGUCAUUGUGACUCCAACAGCUCCGUGCUGCAUACCUGCCAGCAGUGGUCAGAUCCUGGCAGGAUCCAUCUGGCAGAUCUAUUGAUGAGUUUAAAGACUGUUCCUUGUUUUUUUUCUUCUUCCUUUUUGUUUUACUUGUGCAUGGCGCUGUUAACUGUAAAGAAAAUGCAUUUUCUAUCACUCCAAUCAUGUGAAACCUCAUCCAGCCUCUCAGCAUGCCUUAACUCAACUGGUCCGCUCUCGCGGCCUGGCGUUCACGUCGACGAGGAUCCAUGUAUGCUGACAGUUGAUUUGGUUAUCUACCACUUAAGGUAUAUAAGGAGAACCAAAAGUUUUUUUUUUUUUUAAGGAUUCAUUGCUAUCAGUGUUUUAUAUCUAUAUACUAGAUUUUUACCAAGAAAUGCAGACUGGCAUGUUAGAUCUAUUUGAAGGGUUGCAUGAUUCCUGUUUUAAGGAAGCAUUAAUUUAGUGUUUGUUAUUUUAAGAAAGAGUGAUUUUAGCAUUAUUUGGCUGUGGUGGGAGACUAUGGUAAGAUACAAAUAAGGUUUACUACUUCAGCAAGACACUCUCGAAGGGUCUCCAGUCCUGCUCCACAGUGGAAACUGUCAUGAUCUGCCGAUAGUUUUGGCAGUGUCCUUCCUUGCCCUUGUCAUUAUCUUGCUCUCAGUUAAUGGCACGUGGCUAAUGGCUAGCACUCAUUUGCUGAUCAGAACACCUGCUCCCUAACGCCAGUGUCAAGGCUCCAGUCCCCUGUGCCCGAUCGUCCACUGUCACAUAUUGAUGAUUGGACUUUCUGUACUCUUGUGUUAUUCCUUGUGCAACACUUCCUGGCGCUUGAGCUUCAUUUGUACAGUAAUUAUUUGCGUGCAAGUGUUGACUGCCACAUUCCUUUUGUUCUCCUUCGUCUGUUUCUUCUUCUGUUAUCGUACAUGAGUCCUGACCUCUGCGUUACUUUCUGUUCUUGUUUUUAGACCAUUCUGUGUUUUCCAAAGCACGCGAUCAAUUGCCUGAUGUAUAACGUGUAGAAUUGCUGUAUUUGUUGCGCCUCUGUUACAAUUGCACGCUUGUGCUGAUCUUCUCGUUCGUUGUCUGUUUCCUACCACAGUUCUGUAUGUGUGUUUCUCUCCCAGUCCAGUGCCCUCCUUGGUUAUCCUUCUUGUGUGUUGUUAUUUUCGAUGUCUGUGUGAAUAAACUUGAUAACAGCUGUCUCGCUGAGUCUUGCCAUUUGUACCAUGGUCCAGCCUUGUUUCUGUUUCCGGACGCAAAUGUGCAAUUGUUUAUGGGGAAGGAUCACUGACAGCAAACUAUGAAAAAAAAAAAAUCAUCACAGGUGGCCAUAUACAACAUGCAAUCUACAAUAUACUUCCAUUGUACAAUAUACAAACAAUCUAUUAUUAUUAUUAUUAUUAUUAUUUUCUGAUAGUUAUUAAUUUUUAAGCGUUCAACAUCAGGAAUCAAGCUACAAUCAUUUAAAUCAGUAAUGAAACUCAGGAACAAGUGAGAUGAAGUAGAAAUCAGGUCUAAUCAAGACAUUGUUGAGAGGACUCCUGAAGCAGUUGCAAGGUACCAGUUGGUCCAAAGGGCUGUUCCUUUGGCUGUUGCAAAGGCUCAACAUCAGGCAUCGUUCGUCUUAGAUGUGUCACGAAGAGACAGCAUAGUCCUUUGUAGUAAAGUGGAACAGGGGGCUGGAGAGACCACAGAGGUGCUUAAAGCGACAAUAGAAGUUGUUCAGGUCCUGUGCAAGAGCAAGCUUGUGGGCAUGUGACCUGUAGUUUGUUACCACCUUAAGCCCUCUCCACACUGCAGCCGAGUCAUUGGCUGAGAACUGCUGCCUAAAUUUGUCAGAGA
Molecule: messenger RNA, 9660 nt
Organism: Synchiropus splendidus (mandarinfish)
Lineage: Eukaryota; Metazoa; Chordata; Actinopteri; Syngnathiformes; Callionymidae
Product: adhesion G protein-coupled receptor B1-like
Exons: 32
Coding region: 558-5294 (1578 amino acids)
Biological process (GO): engulfment of apoptotic cell; adenylate cyclase-activating G protein-coupled receptor signaling pathway; cell surface receptor signaling pathway
Cellular component (GO): postsynaptic density; plasma membrane; dendrite
Molecular function (GO): G protein-coupled receptor activity
Source: RefSeq, a predicted model, not a curated record